AUUCAUUCUCUGAGCAUUCUGUAACCGAUGGAAGCAUUCACUGUGUCCGUUUCUUACCCCGCCCUUGUUUUACUGGUUUCGGCUUAACCAGUUUAACCUCCCUCUGUUUACUCUAUAAAACUCACGCCUGCACUACCUGUACGAUCACUUUGCCACUGUGCUGACACAGGUCAGCAUUGUUCUUUGCAGCAUCUAUUUGAAGGGAACAGCGCAAACUUUUACAAAUGUCUUCUGACCAGGACACCUGCUACCUCUGUAAGGAGUACCUCAGAGACCCUGUGUCCAUCCCGUGUGGCCACAUCUUCUGUUCCAUCUGCCUGAAGACAUACUGGGACCAUGCUGACCACACAGGCUCCUACCUCUGCCCUCAAUGCAGGGUCACUUACAACAAGAGGCCAACGCCCAGACGCAUGGGCAGCUCUCGGCAAUCUACCCUCCAACGCAGCUCGGAGUCCUUUCCACCUCCACCUCCAUCUCCUGACUACAACUACGCCGGACCACAAGAUGUAGGCUGUGAUAUCUGCAUUGGCCGGAAACACAGAGCCGUCAAGACCUGCCUGAUGUGCCUGGCCUCCUAUUGUGAGAAGCACCUCAAGCCUCAUUAUGAGUCUGCCACUUUUAAAAGGCACAAGCUGGUGGACGAAAUCGGCCACCUGGAUAGGCAAAUCUGCCCUCAGCAUCAGAAGGGCCUGGAGCUGUUCUGCCGCACUGACCAGAUGUGUAUCUGUGUACUGUGUACGGUGAAAGAGCACAAGGGUCACGACAUGGUGUCGGCUGAGCAGGAGAGAGCUGACGAACAGCAACGGCUGGGUGCCACUCAGGCUGAAAUUCAAGAAAAGAUUCAUGACCGCCUGAAGCAGAUGGAGGAACUAAAACAGGCAGUGGACUCACUCAAGAACUCUGCCCAGAGAGCACUGCAGGAAUGUGAGAAGAUGUUUGGUGACAUGAUGCGCUCGAUUGAGAGGAUGCAGCAAGAGAUGGCCAAGCUGAUUUCCUCCAACAAGAGGGCGGCGCUCAACAACGCAGAGGGACAUAUGGAGCGUCUCAACCACGAGAUCGCCGACCUGAAGAGGAGAGACAGUGAGAUCACCCAGCUGUCCCGCACUGAAGAUCACAUCCACUUCAUCCAGAGUUUCCACAUGCUCAUAGCUCAAACAGACGCAGAGGAGCUGCCCUCUGUAACCGUCAAUCCCUAUUUCACCUUUGGCCCGGUGACGAAAGCUGUGUCAGAGAUGAAACAGCACCUGAAUGAAUUCAGCAAUGACGAACUGGUGAAGGUAGCCAAAACAAUCAACAAAAUGACCUUCUGUGAACUGGAUGAUAUCAAAAAGAAGAAAGCGGUUAAAAGCGAAGAAGCUGCCAUGUACAAAUCUCUCCCCGUCCAGGAACCUCAGCACAGAGACGACUUCCUGAGAUAUGCGUGCCAGCUCACCCUGGACCCAAACACAGCUUACAAACAGCUCUACUUGUCUCGAGGGAAUAGAAAAGCUACCCUUAAGAGAGACCCCCAGUCUUACAGUGACAACCAUGCCAGGUUUGACUCCUUGCCCCAGGUUCUGUGUAGGGAGCCCCUAUCUGGAGGUGCUUACUACUGGGAGGUGGACUGGAGUGGGGAAGGUGCAUCCAUUGGCGUCGCCUACAAAGGCAUCAAGAGACAGGGCUACGGCGAUGGCUGCCGUAUCGGCUACAACCGGAAGUCCUGGAGCCUGUUCUGCUCUGAUUCCAGCUUCUCAGCCCGCCACAGCAAGGAUCAGAUAGAUAUCAACGCUCCCUACUCCUCCCGCAUCGGGGUUUUCUUGGACCACGCUGGGGGCACUCUCUCUUUUUACUCUGUAGGGGAGACCAUGGCUCUUAUUCACCGCUUCAAGGCCUCCUUCAGUGAAGCUGUGUAUCCUGGCUUCUGGGUUUGGUACGAGUCAGCCAUCACCGUCAUCCAGCUGUGAUUACAUGACGUUCAAUGAUGUUUGUACAACAAUUUACAGAAAAUAUUACAGCUCUGUGAUUACAGGCUCUACAAGUGUAUACAUAUAUAUAUUUUUUUUGUUGUUGAAAGAAUAGAUAAGUUGUUUUAUUACCCCAUGAAAUAUAUGGUUAUCUGGGGGCACUGUUUGUAAUGAAUGUGAAUAUGCUUCAAAUCAACAUGUGAAAUGUAAAGGGUUGCAGAGACAAGCAUUUAAACAAUGUUUCCAAACAAUGUAAUCUGUACUUGCCAUGAUCUUUUGUUAUUAUACUUAUUUCUACCAAUAAACAUUUGAUACCUCAUAUUAAA
Molecule: messenger RNA, 2269 nt
Organism: Menidia menidia (Atlantic silverside)
Lineage: Eukaryota; Metazoa; Chordata; Actinopteri; Atheriniformes; Atherinopsidae
Source: the annotation of a GenBank genome assembly